ACAUGCCAUUUGUGCAGCAAAAAAUUUCUCCUGGAUCCAUCGUUUGGAGAGAGCGAAGGACUCGUUCAACCCAAACAAACAAAGAAAAUACUAGAGGUUUUACAUUCUCCCCUAUCCAAUAGCAUCCGUCCAACUCCCCCCAUUGCCAUUAACUUCAUCUCCUUUCCGUUUACUUUCGCUUUACAAUUUCUAGAAAAAAACAAAACAAAAGAACAAAAAGAAACGACCAACACUAUAAAAAAAGAAACAACAGUCACUUCCUACUUUUCCUAAUUUCGUAUUCUCAAUAGUAACGCAUUUUGCUUUGAUUUUCUCCAACGAAGAAGGAAACAAAAAUGGUGUUCAAGGUGUCGAAAGUGCCAACGACGCCGUUCGAUGGCCAGAAGCCUGGAACUUCUGGCCUCCGUAAGAAGGUGAAAGUUUAUAUUCAACCUCAUUAUUUGCAAAAUUUUGUUCAGUCGACAUUCAAUGCCCUUGCACCGGAGAAAGUUAGAGGUGCCACACUUGUUGUUUCUGGUGAUGGUCGUUAUUUCUCAAAGGAUGCUAUUCAGAUAAUAAUUAAGAUGGCAGCGGCAAAUGGAGUAAGGCGUGUAUGGGUUGGUCAGAAUGGAUUGCUUUCAACUCCAGCUGUAUCAGCUGUAAUUCGUGAAAGGGUUGGUGCGGAUGGAUCCAAAGCAACUGGUGCCUUUAUUUUGACAGCUAGUCACAAUCCUGGUGGCCCUCAUGAGGAUUUUGGAAUUAAAUACAACAUGGAAAAUGGUGGAUCUGCUCCAGAGGCUAUCACUGAUAUGAUCUUUGAGAAUACAAAAACAAUAACAGAAUACUUGAUUGCUGAAGAUCUACCAAAUGUAGACAUUAGUGCAAUUGGUGUUACCAGCUUUGGGGGGCCUGAGGGACAGUUUGAUGUGGAGGUUUUUGAUUCAGCAAGUGACUAUGUGAAAUUGAUGAAGUCAAUUUUUGACUUCGAGCUUAUCCGCAAACUGCUUUCAUCUCCAAAGUUUACAUUCUGCUAUGAUGCACUGCAUGGAGUUGCUGGAGCUUAUGCAAAUCGCAUCUUUGUGGAAGAGCUUGGGGCACAAGAAAGCUCACUGUUGAACUGCGUACCCAAGGAGGACUUUGGAGGAGGUCAUCCUGAUCCCAAUCUGACAUAUGCAAAGGAGUUGGUUGCCCGCAUGGGAUUGGGAAAAUCAAACUCUGAAGUUGAACCGCCAGAGUUUGGUGCUGCUGCUGAUGGUGAUGCUGAUCGUAACAUGAUCCUGGGCAAAAGGUUCUUUGUCACUCCAUCAGAUUCAGUUGCCAUCAUUGCUGCUAAUGCUGUUGAUGCAAUUCCUUACUUUUCUUCUGGUUUAAAGGGAGUUGCCAGGAGUAUGCCCACCUCAGCUGCCCUUGAUGUUGUUGCUAAGCACUUGAAACUGAAAUUUUUUGAGGUACCCACCGGCUGGAAAUUUUUUUGCAAUUUAAUGGAUGAUGGACUAUGUUCUAUUUGUGGAGAAGAAAGUUUUGGAACUGGCUCUGACCAUAUACGUGAGAAAGAUGGAAUCUGGGCUGUUUUGGCCUGGCUUUCAAUACUUGCAUAUAAAAAUAAGGAAAAUCUCAAUGGGGAUAAGCUUGUGACUGUUGAGGAUAUAGUUCGUAAGCAUUGGGCUACCUAUGGCCGACACUAUUAUACUCGAUAUGACUAUGAGAAUGUGGACGCUGGUGCAGCAAAGGAUUUAAUGGCAUAUCUGAUCAAAUUGCAGUCAUCCCUUAAUGAAAUUAAUACUAUCGUGAAGGGGGUUCGAUCAGAUGUGUCAAAUGUUAUUAAUGCAGACGAAUUUGAAUACAAGGAUCCUGUUGAUGGUUCUGUUUCAAAGCAUCAGGGUAUUCGGUUUUUGUUCGAGGAUGGAUCACGAUUGGUUUUCCGUCUCUCAGGAACUGGUUCAGAAGGAGCAACUAUCCGUCUCUACAUUGAGCAGUUUGAAAAGGAUCCAUCAAAAACUGGAAGAGAUUCCCAAGAAGCUCUUGCUCCUCUUGUGGAGGUUGCGCUAAAACUUUCUAAGAUGCAGGAGUUCACUGGUCGAUCUGCACCUACUGUUAUCACAUAGAUUCAUACAGAGCUACAAUUUCAGGUUUGUCUGGUCAGGCGAAGAACUAUUUGGAGGAAAGGAAACAUAAAUACAAUGUUCAAGACCCUGGUCAGAUAACCUACAUAUAUAUUUGUCAUUCUGCAUCUUACCAUAUGAGACUAUCAUAAAUGACAAAUAAUGCUUGCUUGUCAAAAUUUUGACAGGAUUCAUAAAAUAAUUUGAAUGUUCUUCAACUACUUGGCAUUGAUGCCCUACUUAUACUACUAUCUUGUCGCUGAUUUCUUUUUUUGUUAAAUUGUUUCCAAAA
Messenger RNA from Durio zibethinus, 2373 nucleotides. RefSeq names its product phosphoglucomutase, cytoplasmic. Gene Ontology annotation, molecular function: phosphoglucomutase activity; magnesium ion binding. Gene Ontology annotation, cellular component: cytosol. Gene Ontology annotation, biological process: carbohydrate metabolic process. NCBI's taxonomy places the organism in Eukaryota, Viridiplantae, Streptophyta, Magnoliopsida, Malvales, Malvaceae. The record is from RefSeq and is a predicted model, not a curated record.